AUUACUCUAUUGUUGAGAACCGCGCGCAAUUUUAACGGUUCCGCGUGACCAAAGGUCACAUUGCUAGUUUUGGUCUUAGCUUCGUUUAGAGGUGAUGUUAAAUCACAAUGGCAUAGUAUUUAUCUCCACAUCACCGUUACUUAUAAAUUUUACUUUUAAGUUGCAGUUGUACUAACCGCCACUCAUCUAUUGUGUGAUUCUUUGAUUUAUAUAGUCAGUAUCUUUUUAUUUUAUGAAAAUGCAGGCCUAGCAGACCCUUAGGAAUGCAAAUUUAGUAGUAAAAUGCCACGUUUUACUUGAAAGAAUAUAUUUGAAAGAUCCUAGUGAAUUCGACUUUGGUGUCUAUUCUUUACUGUUGCUGUAGAAUGUGAAACCGGCCAAAUUUUGGUUAAUGGAAUAGUAUAUGUAUUUGUAGAAAUUGUAAUUUUAUGUAGAAAUCGAUUUAUACUGUGCAGAGGUAGCACGUAAUCACUGAAUGAACUGUGCCAGCAUAUGUGGUUUCUGUCAGCAAAAUUGAGGGGAUAUUUUAGCAAAGGCAUUGUCGUCUGUGUUCAUUAACUUACCAAACAACAGUAGAGGUUGAAGUAGUUUUUACUUUUUUGAAUAUUCUUUUAAUGAAUGCUAUUGAGUAACAACAGUUGGAGUGCAUGGAAUGUAUUGCCUAUCAGUUAGACUCCAAAAGUGCAAGUUUAGUGAAAUUUAAUGUCAUUAAUAACAUAUUCGAGAAACACAACUCAAAGUGGACAGGGUUACACUUAUUUUGUUCAUGGCCUUAGUCGCUCAGUGUAAUUCAUGCAACUUGUCACAAUUCCAAACUAUUGGUGUACAUAUAUUGCAGAAUGCUGGAGGAUUACACGGUGUUAAAGCCUGUUUUCUGUCUGUUUUCGACAUAGAACUUUGCAUAAAUGUGCGGAAGUUCAAGUCGCCACACUCCGUGUAGCACGCGAAGCAAGAGAAGAAAGUACAAGAAAAGCAUAAUAGAAACAGUGAGUAGAGGUGUGAGACAAAGGAGUAAUAAGGAAAAACAAAACAGUUUCAUUGGAUAUAAGUCACAAGGAGUGGAUGCAUCUGCGCCACUGAGAACGAUUUUGAGCCAUGUCACCAAUUGUUUCCAACCAUAGAUUUUUACCGUCCCUGUUUUGGGCCUCAGUAACCACAAAGUCCGACUGCCUGUCUCCAUUGUCAAAGGCACUACUGUCCAGGUGUUUGUUAGCACGCAACACAAGUCUUCUAAAACGUAACAAUGGAAGCACUACUUGCUUAUGUAGACGUUCCUCCAGACUGUCGGGAGGCUAUUCCUCUUUUGAACUUGGAAAAUCAAGCGUUUGCAAAAAUUUUAAAGCGAAUGCUUAAAAAACUGGAAAAGGGAGAAAUUUCUGUUCAAAAGCAAUUGCCUAAGAUAUCAAAUGAUGGUAAUGAAGAAAAUUCCGACUACUUAUUCGUUGGAACCAGUCAAGAAGAGAGUUCAAAUAUACUGUUUGCACGGCUUCCUGAUUCUACUGGCGGCAAUGAAAUUUAUAGGCUUCCUUUUCUGCGUUUCUCCGUUCGUAAAGCAAACGAACCCGAAAAGGUGGAGACAAAAGAGGACACUGAAAAAGUAAAGGAUCAAAGUAAUGAAACAAACGAUAAAUUAGAACUUUGUCUGGAGAAUACUAUUAAAAGUUUGAAUGAUAAAAUUGACAAUUUUGGAUCACAGUUAACAAAAUUACUGGAAAGUCUACCACAGAAUCCUAAGCCAUCACGACCUCGUCCACGGAAAUCAGAAACUCCCGCAGCAGCUAAAACUACCACCACUACCGCUGCUACUAUUACUACUACUUCUACGGCAACUGCUCCAAAUGCACCCAAUGCAACCCCUGCGCCAAAGUCAACACCAACUCCAAGACCUACACCUGCAAAUAAACCAAAAACUCCUGGUACACCAGCUGCUGCUACUGCUGCUGCUGCUGCUAGUGGUGGUAACCAGUCAAAGUCAACGCCUAAUAAAUCGUCAUCUGUACAUUUCCCUGGAAAUCAAUCGAACAAUCAGAUAACUGAAUCAAAAGCGAAACCAAAGAAUAAGGCAACUGAAUCAUCGACAACAGUGAAAGCAUCUGGCGAUACAAAUACAAAUGCCAAUAGUAUGUCUACAAUCGAUAGCGCUAUAAACAAAGUAUUAUCACGUAUUAAUAAAGGCAAAGAUAUUGAUAUCGGCACUGCUCUACAAGAAAGAUUGAGUGGUAUCAAUGGAAAAGACACUGCAUCCAUCGAUUAUGAUGUAGAUAUUGAUUCAUUGUCAUCACCGCCGCCGCCGCAACAUAUUGUCGAAGAGUAUCGAUGUCCUGUCGGUUUGCCUAAAAGAAAUCUUGUCGCUAUUUCACCAACUGUUUCAUUUACUGUUAAACCAGUUCAAAGUAGUGUACCAUCGACAAAACGAGAUCAUUCAUCCAUAAUAGAAGAAGAAGAAGAAGAUGAUGAUUCUGUGUUGAACAGUGUGUCUGCUCAAGAUGAUUGUACUAUAAUUAAUGUUCAGUCAAGUGGGGAGAAGAAGCACAAACAUAAAAGGCGAAAACAUACACAGGAGUAACAUAUAGAGUAGCAUUUUUUGUGUGUUGUGUAUACAAUUAUGCAAUAAUAUUGAUUUGUUGACUUUGUGCAUACUUUUGUACAUAUCUGUUUUGCUUUUCUUUGUAUACAUCGACAUUUAUCCUCCACAUUUAUAUAUAUAUAUAUAUAUCUUCAUUUCGACUUCUCCUGCAUAUUCUCUCUCUCCCUUUGUGUAUGUGUACCAUAGACUAAUUUGACGUAAUCUAUCUUUAUAUAUUUACAUGUAUGUAUGUAUGUAUACGCUAAUAUAUGACCAAUAUUCUACUAAUGGA
Messenger RNA from Trichobilharzia regenti, 2858 nucleotides. The record is from the annotation of a GenBank genome assembly. NCBI's taxonomy places the organism in Eukaryota, Metazoa, Platyhelminthes, Trematoda, Strigeidida, Schistosomatidae.